Clupea harengus (Atlantic herring) is the source of this 3584-nucleotide messenger RNA. RefSeq names its product polycomb protein suz12-A-like. NCBI's taxonomy places the organism in Eukaryota, Metazoa, Chordata, Actinopteri, Clupeiformes, Clupeidae. The record is from RefSeq and is a predicted model, not a curated record. Gene Ontology annotation, molecular function: chromatin DNA binding. Gene Ontology annotation, cellular component: ESC/E(Z) complex; RSC-type complex; nucleus.
UGGGAGGGCGUUUGCAUACGAAAGACUGUAGGCCAGGAGGAUGUGGGGGAAAUCAUAUUUUAUACACUAAUUUUACGUGUUGAUGAAAUUUAAAAGACUAAUAGUCUUUCGGGUUUCGCUCUAAUGCAAUAUAACUACAAGUAUCACGCAUUGGCAUGGUUGUUCAGUGGUCUUGCUGUUUUUUAAAGUAGCCGGCAAAUAUCCUUUGCCUCCUCAAAGGAGCAAUGACCUGCCUCCACUUUUUCAACUGCAGCCAGCUUGCUUGCUAACUACCUAACUGCAGGAUCGACCUCAGUACUCGGCUGGCUAGCUAGCCGACCGUUAGAUGUAGUACAACGGUAGCUAGCUAGACAGGAAGUACGCUACGCUUACUUCAGGUUUACAGCAAGACAGGUUAGCUGGCUGGAUAAAAACAGUAUCCUAGCUAGUUUUUGCUACCUCUGUACACAGUUACUGUUAUAGUUUUAAGUUAAACUAAAAAUUAUUAAACAAAGGGAUGGCUAAGUUGACAAGUGAGUGACAAGCUAAGACAGCUAUGCUAUUAGCUUCCCCAAGUGAUAGCUGGCUAUCAAAGCUAUCCUAAGCUGCUCAUACUUGCAAGAACUUUGCUAAAGUUAGCUAAGUUAGCAAGCUAUCUAGCUCUAUCUAUCUAAGUUAGCCUGCCGUUUAUUUUUAAUUCCUUUGUUUUGAGGAAAGACUCGGUGGAAUUUCCCCACCAUUGUUAGUAGCUUUUGGUCCGGUAAACCAGUAGUAUUUUCGGAUGGCCCCACAUAAAUAUGGUUCGGGUGGUGGUGGUAUAGGUUCUGGUGCUGGAUUUGGUUAUGGUACCGGGGGCAAAGUCGGUGCUCAAUCCUCCGGAAUUGUGAUGACUUCAAAGAAGCUAAAAAUGGAACAGAUUCAAGCUGACCACGAACUCUUUUUACAAGCAUUCGAAAAACCCACACAGAUCUAUAGAUUCCUGCGCACCAGAAACCUGAUUGCACCUAUCUUCUUGCACAGGACUCUCACAUACAUGUCCCAUCGGAACUCAAGAACAAAUACCAAAAGGAAAGCUUUUAAAGUGGACGAUCUGCUGCAUAAGGUUGAGAAGGCAAGAGGAGAGCAAGAGUCACAUAAUUUGGCCUCACAUCUGCAGUUGACCUUCACUGGAUUCUUCCAUAAAACAGAAAAGCUAUCACAGAAAUCAGAGAACGAACAAAACACGGUGCCCCUGGAGGUGCUCCUCGUGAAAGUCUGUCACAAGAAGAGAAAGGAUGUCAGCUGCCCAGUAAAGCAAGUGCCUACAGGUAAGAAGCAGGUGCCAUUGAACCCCGACGGGAGCCAGGCCAAGCCGGGGGCCUUCCCCACACUGCUGGUCUCCAGCCAGGAGUUUGAGCCCAGCAACAGCCACAUGGUCAAGUCCUACUCGCUGCUCUUCAGGGUGCCCUGGCCGGCCAGGUGCCAGCUCAGUGACCUGGCCAAUGGAGAGACCAACAAGAACAUAGGUGUUAUUGAAGAAAUGGCAAGCAGAAAGAAACGUACCUUGCAAAGGGAAGAUGGCGAAACGAUGUUUGUGGCCCAGAUGACCGUUUUUGAUAAGAAUCGACGUUUACAGCUGCUCGAUGGGGAGUAUGAAGUGUCCAUGCAAGAAAUGGAGGAGUGUCCAGUCGGCAAGAAAAGAGCCACAUGGGAAACCAUUACGGAUCAGAAGUGGCCUGACCUGACCUUCUCCCAGGGUCCCACACUGCAGUUCACCCUGCGGUGGACAGGUGACGUGUCUAGCCGCUCCACGGCACCUGUGGCCAAACCCCUGGCCACACGCAACUCCGACUGCAGCGGCGGCAGCAGCACUGCAGAGAGCAGGCCCUGCAGCCUCAAGCCCCUGCAGACAGUAGCUGUAAAGGAACCAAUUAGCACUGAUAUUCCUCCAAGGAAAGAACAGAUAGUGGCAGAAUCACGACAGAAGCCCAGGGUAAUAUAUCAGUUCCUGUACAACAAUAACACGCGGCAGCAGACGGAGGCGCGGGAUGACCUGCACUGCCCCUGGUGCACCCUCAACUGCUGCAAACUCUACAGCCUGCUCAAGCACCUCAAGCUAUCCCACAGCCGCUUCGUCUUCAACUAUGUGCCUCACCCCAAAGGAGCGCGCAUAGACGUGUCCAUAAACGAGUGUUAUGACGGUUCUUACGUGGGCAACCCGCAGGACAUCCACAGCCAGCCCGGCUUUGCCUUCAGCCGCAACGGCCCCGUCAAGAGGACGGCCGUCACCCACAUCCUCGUCUGCAGGCCCAGACGUGUGAAGCCCAGUCUGUCAGAGUUCCUGGAGCCGGAGGAAGGGGCGGACGUGGAGCAGCAGCAGCGCACCUACACCAGCGGCCACGACCGCCUGUACUUCCACAGCGACAACUGCGUCCCGCUGCGGGCCAACGAGAUGGACGAGGACAGCGAGGACGAGCGCGACCCCUUCUGGCUCCGGGAGAAGACGGUCACGCAAAUUGAUGACUUCACUGAUGUGAAUGAGGGAGAGAAGGAGGUGAUGAAGCUGUGGAACCUUCACGUGAUGAAAUACGGAUUCAUUGCUGACAAUCAGAUGAACCAGGCAUGCAUGGUGUUUGUGGAAAAAUAUGGCAGCAUCAUAGCCGAGAAGAACCUCAACCGAAACUUCCUGCUGCACCUGGUCAGCAUGCAUGACUUCAACCUGGUCAGCGUGGUCACCAUCGACAAGGUCAUGGCACGCGUGCGUGAGUUCCAGCGGAAACGCCGGCGGCAACACAACCACGAUCUCAGAAUGCUCAGCAGUGGCGCUGCCCCCUCCACCAGCCAAACCAGUCAGGGGCCGCUAACGGACAAAGAGGCAGCCACCGCAGCAGCAGGAGCAACCAGCAAGCCCCGACAGUACAAGAGGCAGAAGCUCUGAGGGGUGAAGGGUCAGGGGUCAGGGGUGGGGGAGGGUUGAGGGACAGGGAUCAGGGAAAGCAGGCGGCAGAAUCUGGUGCUCUUUUGGGUGGGGCACCACUGGAUGGCUCAUCCAGUACAGUACCCAUGCAUUCCGUACAGGGUCUCAGGUGCUUGGAGUCUGCAACACGGUGCACUACUGGCAGACACAACCAAGAACAAAAAAAUUCGAAAAAAAGGUGAAUCAUGCGAAGGAUUUGUGGGUCAAAUGAAGGGAGUCACAUUUUUCAGUUUUCCAUUCCUCCCUCCAUCAUUGCAACAUUGAAACCAGCAGAUUAAUAGGCUCUGGGAUGGUGCCAUUUAAACAGGAGCUUUUUUCUAAGAUUACUUUUAGCAUUCAUAAGCAGUAGUAGGGAUUUCACGUUUUAUAUUCGUAGGGAUUCCACGUUUCUAUUCGUUAGUAUGUCUCUGAUGGAUCACCAUUGUGACACACCCUCUUGGCCCUUCAAGCCUAUUCCAUCAACACAUGGUUCUUGUUGGUGGCUGCAUUUGGACAGACUAUUCAAGGAAUCAUUUUAAAUGGUGACUAAUUGCAAAGAUUUGACCCAAAUCCUGUUUUUUUUUUUUUAUUAUUGUCAUAUUUUGCUACCGGGUUUGAUGUGUUUAACGAUGCAUUUUGAGAGUAAAAAGAAACUUGAACUGAACUGAAA